Molecule: messenger RNA, 1208 nt
Organism: Guillardia theta CCMP2712
Lineage: Eukaryota; Cryptophyceae; Pyrenomonadales; Geminigeraceae
Exons: 10
Coding region: 1-1197 (398 amino acids)
Molecular function (GO): iron ion binding
Source: RefSeq, a predicted model, not a curated record
AUGCUGUCAUGCAGGAAGCAAAUGUUCAGAAGCGUGCUGCGAGUGGCUUUCUGCUUGUCGCUUGCUCUCGUCGACGUGAGCUGCUUCCUCUGCCCUCCUGCAGCUCUUGACAUUCCUCGUGGUCCUGCGGCUCGGAGAUGCGCAGGCCGAGGGUCCGGCAUGCGCAUGAUGCUGUUCCCGUCAGCAGACGUGAAGAAGGAGGCAUGGGCCUGGAGCCACACGGAGAGAAACGAGGAAAGCAAGAUCCUGCGGCUGACGGCUGAGAUCGAGGCCCAGGGAGGGAAGGACAAGGCAGCUGGAGACCUGCUGGCCGAGAGGAGGAGCCUCUUGCACCAGCUCAUCCAGCACGACUACGCUGCCUAUGUCAGGGCAGCAACGGCACUGGGAGGGAUGGUGGACAGGAACGAUCUUCCUAACGUUCAGGACGUGCCGUAUGAGGGUAGAGUUCGUAAGCAGCCGCAGAAAGUUGACAUCUCCCUGCUGGACAAGUCUCGAGCUGUAAAUCGAGAGGCAUACGAGGCCGAGCUCUUCCCCAGCUGCUCCCUCCCCAACGUGACUUACACUGAGAGCCCGCUCGACAAAGUUCUGCUGUCCAUCUUCCGGAGUUUGGUAGCGAAGGAGACGGGGUUUCAAAGCGAGAAAGAGGGAAUCCUCGGACUUCUCGAGCAAGGGCGCGAGUAUCUCCUUCGUCCUGGUCAGACGGCGGAGGCGCAGAACCGGAUGGUGUACAACACGCUAGCAGGGCUGCUGACGCCCGUCAUGCCGCCAUUCUACAAGGUGUUCAUGUCCGGAAUCAUCGCGGGGAAACAAUAUGGGCCCUGGCCGUGGGCGGCAUGGCUAACGUCGUUUGUCACUCCGACAUUCUUUGGUUUCCUGGUGGGCCCGAGCCGACCGAACAGAAGAAAAGACGGACAGCUAGGGGGGCUGGUGGUGGAGAAAUGCAAGUUUCUUCAGGAGUCUGGAUGUAAGAGUCUGUGUAUCAACCAGUGCAAACUUCCAGCCCAGCAAUUCUUCUCUCAGGAACUCGGACUCCCACUAACUGUCACUCCAAACUUCGAAACCCAGGAGUGCCAGUGGAGCUUCGGAGAGCAUCCUAUCGACGUCGACAAGGACCCGAGAAUCCCCCGCGGAUGCCUUUCAGAAUGUCCAACAAGAGAAGCUCUGGUGAGCAUGCGAGAGUCGCGAUCUUGCGUGUGAGAAAGAGCAGA